Messenger RNA from Bacillus rossius redtenbacheri, 8596 nucleotides. RefSeq names its product gastrula zinc finger protein xLCGF3.1-like. NCBI's taxonomy places the organism in Eukaryota, Metazoa, Arthropoda, Insecta, Phasmatodea, Bacillidae. Gene Ontology annotation, cellular component: nucleus; nucleoplasm. The transcript is spliced from 5 exons. The record is from RefSeq and is a predicted model, not a curated record. Gene Ontology annotation, molecular function: RNA polymerase II cis-regulatory region sequence-specific DNA binding; DNA-binding transcription repressor activity, RNA polymerase II-specific. The coding region runs from base 112 to 1212 and encodes 366 amino acids. Gene Ontology annotation, biological process: regulation of transcription by RNA polymerase II.
AAGAUGAUGCUGUUGGAGAGUGGGCAGCUUCCUGCACUGGGGACGCCCUUGCUCCGGUCGAGACAGCUGCCAGCAGCAGAGUGGUGGGGAAGGAUGAGAUAACUAUUGUAGAUGGCCUGGGGUGUGACAAGCUGGGAGCGCCGGUCACUUACACAGGAGGAGACAGAAGAUGUGCACGUGAAGGAAGAGCCAAUGAUGCAGAAUCCUUUGGAAACAGUUUUUGUCACUGUAAAGGAGGAGAUGGAGACUGAGGAUGUGUGUGUGAAGGAAGAGCCAGUGACUGCAGAUCCUUUCAAAACAGAAAUUGUGACUGUGAAGGAGGAGUUCGAGAGUGAAGAUGAUGCUGAUGGAGAGUGGGCGGCUUCCUGCAGUGGGACUGCGUUUGUUCCUGUCGAGAUAACUAUUGAAGAUGGCCAGGGGUGCAAGCAGCUGGGAGCCCCAACCACAUACGCAGGAUUUGUGAAAAGCAAUGUUAUGCAGUGCAUGGAGGAAGCAAGGACUCAAAAUGAAAAACCACUGUCUAAGUGCUUUGAUAACUACGAAAUAACAACACGCUAUAAUUGCUUAUUUCAGUCAGCCCAGUUUGAGACCUUGAAUUUGAGGUUGGAUAAAAAAGACGAAGAAGAACUUCAAUCAAUCGAUGAUAAAAAUUUACCUUCUAUAGUUGCUAACAAUAGCAGUGUUGCAAACAUUGGUGAGAAGCGCUUUCCGUGUUCUGUUUGUGGUGCUAAAUUCAGACAAUCUUAUCUUAACAGCCAUAUGAGGACACAUACGGGUGAGAAGCCGUACUCGUGUUCAUUUUGUUCUGCUAAGUUCAAUCAAAAUUCUCAUCUGAGCAUCCAUAUGAGAACACAUACUGGUGAAAAACCAUUCAUAUGUUCAGUAUGUUCGGCUAAGUUCAGUCUAAAGAGUAGUCUUACUAAGCACUUCAGAACCCACACGGGUGAGAAACCAUACUCAUGCUCAUUGUGUCCUGCUAAGUUCAAUGAAAAGAGUAAACUUGUUAUACACUUGAGAACACAUACGGGUGAGAAGCCAUUCUCAUGCUCAUUAUGUGCUGCUAAUUUCAUUAAAAAGUGGCAUCUUAGCAGUCACAUGAGAAAACAUACUGGUGAGAAGCCGUACUCAUGUACACUUUGUUCUGCUAGGUUCAACAGUUCUAGUAAUCUUGCUAGACACAUGAGAACACAUUCUAGUGAGAAACCAUCUUAAUGUAAUGGUUUUCAGCUAAGGUGACUCAAAAAGCAGUCUAAUUAUGCAUGUGAAAAUGAUGAGAAGCUGUAAUGGCAUAAUAAUGUGAUUAUGUACAGUUCAUAGAACACUUGUAGAAAAUUUUAUGUUUGUUGCUUCAUUAUUUAUUUUGUAGAAUUGAAUAUUUUUUUUUAAUGUAAUGUGAAAAAAAUUUGCUUGAAAAAUUUAAUAAUAAUUUUUGGUACUUAUUCUCCUUUAACAAAAAAUGUAAAAAUGGCGGACAUUACAUAACUAAUAACAGAAAAUAUAACGAAAUAUCUGUUUCACAAAAUUAUUACUGUUUGACUGUGCAACAGAAUAAAAUUAUGAUUCUUGCAGAACAGAAAAUACCAAUUAGAAAUUCCCGCAAUUACCUAAUAACUGGGUACAACAUAAAAAAAAACUUUUGUACAUGUUCGCGUGAGCCUACCACUGAUGAACUGUGGUAAAAUUAAUAUUACAAUUUACAUUCCAAAAAUAAUUACUUGCAACCUGGCUCAGACCAUGGUCAUAAAGUUGAAAGUUGUCUCUUAACCAUGAAUGAUUAAUUAAACAUGGGAGCUUUCGCCAGUUGGUACAGUAGUGAACGAACAACUAAUUAAAUGGUGGACAUGUUCACCUUUGUGUCCACAAGAAAGAGGUGAACUUGUUUCCAACACAUCUUCUACACAUUAGUCAAUCUCAAAGCUUCUUAGAAUACAGAAAACCAUUCACAAUCCACUGUGUGUAUCUUACAAUGUGGAAAAUAUGUAUCACUUUCUCACAAAAGACCCAUCUGCCUCUCUCUGUCUCUCUUUAACACUCUUAUGUAAUUUCAAGAGAGUAUCUUCACCCUGCUAAUAAAAAUACUAGUGGAUUUCUUAUAAAACUUCUUGUAUAAACAUUGAAAAUCCAAUAGGUGGCAAAAGUUAAAAAAAAAAAAAUAAUAUUUUAGCAAAUUAAAUUAAGUAAAUGUUGAAAAAUAGUUUAAAAUUCUUAACACAAUCACAAAAGAUCAUUAACUUGCAUCGCCAUGACGCCGAACAUAUUAUAAUCAUAUAAUCUAAUGGUACUAGGUGCUGUCUGGGCUCAAAGUCUUGGGAGAUGAUUGCUACUAGGCAUUCUCUUGGUCAUCCUGUUGCCCUAUGUUUGAGUUUCCAUUCGUACUCAAGUUGGAAGUCAUGUGGUAUCAUCUCAAUGGAAGCUUGUUUGGUAUUCUGGAACUAUUCGAGUCAGGUUGUGUGGCGCUAAAGCAUUCGUAAUGGAAGUUGACGGUCCGCACCCUCACAUGUGUAUUGUGAGAAAUGCUGCUGAAUACAGAGAGCUGUUUCAAAUGAAUAUAUACAAAUAACAUAAAUACAUGUCAAAGUCAUUUUAAGGUGAUACUUUUUGAAACUAUUAGCUGAGGUAAUGAUUCUGCUAGGAAUGUUAUCUACAAUCUGAAAUAUGAUAUGCAAUUUGCAACCAUAACCUUUUCUUGUUCAUGCGUUUAUAUCCCUAUGACAUAAACAAAUUCUGUUUUGUGACUAACAUGUUAAUUUUAUUAUAAUUUUUAUCACAAUAUAAGUAACGUUCGAUUGUAUGCUUUCAUUUGUAUAUUGAAUAAAAUCUAACCGGUAACUGAUAAUUUUUUUAAGCAGCAGCUUCUGAGUGAAAUAGUUUGAUAAAAUUCUAAAACUUGUUUUGGAAUACUGCUUCUUCUUGUUUACUCUGUAAAGCAGCAUUAUGAUAUUGUAUAAUUAUAUUUUGGUAUGAUUGAUGUAAUAAUAUUUUACUCUUGUAGGGAGGAAUUGGUUCUAUUUGUAGUGGUAAUUGUAGAGUAAAAGAUUUAGGUUGGAUCAGGCACAUAAUUAAAUACUCUUAGCCACUGCUCUCAAAAUCCCAUGUGUAAAUUAAGUAUUUAAUGUUUGAUUGAUACUACAUAAUUAUUGAAAAGGAAUUUUUAAUCUCUGUUUCUGGUAUGUACUAUUCAAAUACUUGACUGUUACUGUUAAUUGCAUUUUAAAAUUAAUUUCCAUUUGUAAAAUUGUUGGUAUUACUACCAAUAAACUUGAAAAUAGACAGGGGUACAAAUAUGUUAAGGCACCUUCACAUUUAUACAUUUUUAUUUAUACCAAAAUGUUAAUAUUAACGACAAAAUUCUGUAGUGCCGAUUACACCAUGAAGAAGAUUGCUCCUUUCUUCCAGAGCAGUCCAUAGCAAUCCUACACAUAAUGUACCAGUUCUAACAAAAAAAAUUGAAAUAAUGAAUUUAACUUUAUUUAACCUUGGCGUAAAAUACUGAACAUAAUCAAUAUUAUAAUACUGACCCUUGAGUGUGUGAAACUCACUCGGCAUGAGUCCUGAACACGAAUUGAACUACCUUUAAAUGAUUAGUCAUUAAUGACAUUUAAUAUUCCGCAAUCCACAAGCAAAUAAUGAACUCUAAAUUUUGUAUUACUCUCCAAUAUUUACUGUCUCUAGGAAAAGCUACAAGUUUGCAAAAUACUAGUUUCAACUCUGAUUGACGACUAUUUAUAAUAUUUAGUCUUAAACAAACAGUCUUAAAUACUGCCGGUACUUGCCUUGUUUCUUCCAUGAAAGCAACGAGUAUCACACUCACUCUCCCACAUUCCUGAUGGUAUGAGUCUCCAACUCACUCAGCAACAGACUUCUCUGUAGCACUCAUUUAGCGAACAGCGUGCCUGCCACAUUGGCUCCUUGCUCAUCCAGCAACCGCCAUAAAGCAGCAAGUCUCACUCGCACUGCAGCUGUAAUAUAGCAGCGAGUUUCCCACUCACUUGGCUCCUGACGUCUCAGUAGCACUCGCUUUGCUACUGAUGUUUUGGUAGUACUCGCUGUGUGACCGAUGUUCCUGCCACAUCAAGCGUCCACUUGACCAGCAGUUGUCAUGAAGCAGCGAUUCUCACAGUCACUUUGCAACCGUUGUGAUGCAGUCACUCAGAUACUGACAUUUCUUCAUUACUCAUUCUGCUCGCUCAGCAUCUCAGUUGUGAAGCAGCGAGUCUCCCACUUGCUCAGCUACUGACGUAUCUUCGGUACUGAGUCUGUAACCGACGUCCCUGCCGUAUCGAAUCCUCGUUCGACCAGCUAUCGCUGUGAAGCAGCGAGUCUCCCACUCCCUCAACUACUGGCAUCUCAGUAGCACUCGCUAUGCUACAGACACGUCAGUAAUACUCGAUCUGCGAUCGACAUUCCUGCUGUAGCGAGUUCUCAAUCGUUCAGCGAUUGACCCAAUGAGUAGUACAACAAACUGGUACUCGUUCGGACAGAGCUUCUGCUCGUUCAUUCCUCGUCCUUAGUAGUUGUUUCAUAGAGCUUCUGACUGCUCGUAUGCCAAAGCACUCCCAGAGUAAUGUCAGAUGUUCUGCGUGUUGACUGACUGAGGCUGCUAACUGCUCGGGUCUAUAUAGCUGUCAGCUGCGAUGACGUCAGGUGUGUGUUUGCUGCUUGUCGCUGUGCCCCAGCCUACUGCUGGAACCACUUACACUAGGUAUCUUACACUAGGUAAGCAAUUUGCAUAUUUUGCACAAACCAUACCGUGUUUCAGAGUAAACACAGCACAGGGAUAGGAAAUUUAUUAUGACUACACACCAUAGCAAAAUAAAUAAUAUACAGGCUGUUUGGUUAAAGGACCAAUACAAUUUUUUGAGGGAUUGGGGUGGUCUGUGCUAGUUAUUACCCAUAGACCCCUUUUCCCAAGUGUUAUGGUAAUGGAGAUAUGUUUUUUUUAAGUUUAUUUUUAACAUUAUCCAAAAUCUCACCUUUUAGUCUUCUGAAUUUUUUUGUUUCUGGUUGUAAUAACACGGAUAAUGUAUUUUAUUUUGUAUUCUGCAAUGUAUUUGUAGUCUAAAUAAAUCUUAUUUAAUACAAUUGGUUUCAAGAAAAUGACUUAUGUGCUUCCAAAGACAAAAAUUGUGUAGAUGUGUGAAACUAUAUCAAAUUUUAAAUUCAUUUAUAAAAAAAAAUAAUGUUAAUUUUAAUUUAGCUUUAUUUAAAACAAAAUUCUUUAGUUUAUACCUUUUCCAACUAUAUGCUACAUAUAAUAGAAAUCAUUCAUUAUGUGGUCAUAAUAUCAGAUAUGAUGUAGCUGCCAGAGUCAGGGUUAAGAAAAGAUUUGUUGUGUUUUAUGAUGUUUUAAUUAAAAUUAGUUACAAAUCUUGCUCAAAUUGACGUCCUCCAUACUGUAUGCAUGCAUGAUACCUAUUUCUUAUUGCAACUGUUAUUGUACAGGUAUGUAGUUGCAGUUCUGCUUUCAUAGUUUCGAAUGUGUCGUUAAUUGUAUUAGAACGUCUCUCGCGGGCACCUCUGUUGCAUCAACUUGAUUCCUUUGUACGUUACCAGACAUAGAAAUCCAGGGGGUGACAGGUUUGGGGACCGUACAGUCUAAGGGGCCGCCUCUUCCAAUCCACAAGUUAUUUAAAUGCUCUCGGAUAUUUAGGUGAUAAUGAGCCGGACAGCCAUAAUUUGGAAACACAAUCAGCACACCUUCUUCUAAAACCGGUAAAACUAUUUAGGGUAGAUUGCUUAUUAAAACAUCUAGAUAAAUGUCUCCAUUGAAGUGUUCGGGCAAUAAAAAAUGGGCCGAUGAGAUUUUUGGUCCUUUUUAUCCCAAUGGUGCAGAUUGUGCAAAUUUACUAAUCCCGCAAGGCUAAAUUUUGACUCAUCAGUCCACAAAAUUCUUUUGAAAAAAUUGUUAUCUUUGACAUCUGUGUGGAGUAUAAAUAUGCAGAACUUUAGCCGUCGAGCAAGAUUACGCUGUUCGAGAUCUGGAACAGUUAAUUAAAUUGGUGAGAUUGUGACAAUUACUCAAAUGCAAGACGUUUUCCGUAAACUGAUUUAGAAGAAAGUCAACAAUAAAAUAACUUUUGAACAGCAAAAACAAACACAAUUAAAAAUCAUUGAAAUUAUGAAUGUACAUAACUUUAGUGUUUUACUUGAAUAAAUGACUAGUGAACACCCGUAAUUGACAUUUGAAAUUAGUUAUAAAUGUUUUUACGUCAUGUUGAAAAGUAAAUAAGUCGUUUGUUAAUUACUUUGAACAGGGGUAUAAUGAAAUGCAUGCCUCCCAUCUUCCCGAAGAAUCAUCCAGACUUUCCAAACUGAUAAGCCAAGUCUUUCAGCAACAACUUGUAUGCUUGUAGGAUCCUCAUCGAAAGCCUGAAGUAUUCUUUGAUCUACCAGCACAUGAGGUCGUGCAUGUUCACUCGAGGCUCUUGAAAAUCUUGGUUUCCGGUCUCCCUCAAACUUUGAUAAGUUGCUGAAAAGGUCUCGUGGUGUGGCGAACGUUGAUCAGGAUAUUGCUCCUGUUUGUUGUAUUACAGCAGUUAUUUGGCUUAUCCAAAAAUAUGGUAAGCUGAACAGGUCAUGGUCUCAGUUAGUUCGGAUUAGCAGGAUUGUUCUGUAUAUUAUCUACUUAUUUUGCGUAAGGGAAGUGCCUCACAAAUUGUUUAUGUAAUAUGAGUUAUAUAAAUAUGAGUAUCCCAGCAGGAUUCAUAUAUGAGUUUGUACCAGACUAACACCCUACAUUAAAAAUACUGUGAAAUUGUGUAAACAGUUGAUUUUGUUGGGUAAUGUUUGCUACUUAAAAAAUACUAGAAAAUAAUAAGAACUAUUGGUUACUUCAAGAAAGCUGUAUAUUGAAAUUGGUUACACCCUAUCAAUAGUUGAAAUGAUUUUGCAGUAUUUUAAAUGUACCUAACGUAUCCUAACCAGCCGUCCACACUAUCUUAAAGUAUUUGAAAUAUAGCCAACCUAACCCAACCGAUUAUUCACACGGUAUCACAGAUUUGUGCUUUUAAUGUGGGUCUUUGCAGAUAUAUUCCAGAUCCUCUAAAAUAUCAUGCUCUUCAUUCCCAAUAGGUCAGAAGUUUACCUGCUUGCCUGCUGUGUAAGAGGAGGUAGUGUUUGCAAUUCUACCCUAAGAUAAAGAAUAAACUAUAUAUAUCAGCUGAUUCCUCCAAUUAUUAUUAAUUUCUGUUAAUAAUCGUGUUCUGUUAUCUUUGAAGUGGGCUUUAGAACGUGGACAGUGAUUUCCUUCUAAAACGUAUUCCGAAAGUUAAUUUAAAGCUGUAUGAUUAUGAUGUGUUAAUUUUUACAGAAAAACAAAUGUCCCUUUUGGGCAUUUAGCUCUAAUAUAUACAUAUUUCUAACUAACAUCGGUGCACUAUUCUGUAAUUGAAUGCUUCAGCGUAUCAGAACUCAUGCUCUGGGCUUUGCUGGCCUUUCGAUCAUAACUUUUCCCUACAUUAAACAGUGCAAUUAAAUAGCAUGAAAAGGUAGAGAAAGUGUUUAAGAACCUCUCAGCAGAUUUUACAUGCUUCUUAGGGAUAUAUGUAUAAUAGCUAUAAUUCGUAUUUGUGUACGCCAAUUUUGGAAUAUUCAGAGUUAGUUUUACUUUGAAAACAUUUGCAUUGUAAGAAAAUAGCUUAGAAUAUUUAUGAAGAAUUACUUAAAAAGAUUAUUAAUGAGAUUUUUAUGCAAAACAUUUUUUUGAUUAUGUUGUAAGUUUUGUGGAACGUUCAAGUAUGUUGUAACAAUAAUUCAGGACCACUUAAUUCUUCAUUGCUUGGUUUUUUUUUUUCUGUUUUAUGAUAGGCCAAUGGCAUUACAUUAUAAUUAUUAAAUGCUAACUGAAAUACCUAAUUUAUGUGUAAUGAGUGAGUGUUUUUGUAAUUUGUAUAUGUGUUAUAUUAUUAUUUUGAAGUGUGUAUUAUUCAAAAGUGAAAAAGGGCAAUCAUAAAAUUAUGUGUUAUAUUUUUCAUCUGUAAUGUACAAAAAAAAUUUCUGUAUUAUGACAAAUUAAAAUUGAAUUUCUUCCAAUGUAUUAAAUGAAUACAACUGAAAUUUUUUGUGGCAUAGUGAUUUUUUUUAUCUUCUGAAAACUCUGAUUAAUGUAUGUAAAACAUAAAAUAAUUGGCUGGAUAUAGCAUUUUAUGAGCAACAUAACAGGGUGGGCAGAAGGUAGUAGUAGGAAAAACAUACUCCUGUAGUUGGUAGUACUGAAAAUAAUUGUAAACACUUGGGUCAGCCACUUGCUUUCCUAAACUUUGUUGUCCGUGGUAUUGUUUUGUGUGGAAUCAUCUUAAUUACAUAUGCACCCUUUCAUAGCAACAUAUUAUUGUGAUAGGGUGAUGAUCAGGUGAAUACUUUCUUUAGAGAAAUAGUUUGUAACAUUGGUAACAUUGUUUUCCAUUAAAAGAUUGUGCAGUUAUUGAAAUAGUGUCCCCAGUGUGUGUAAUGUCCUAACCAUAUUAGAUAAGACUUUGGUAUUACAAAUAUAGCGUGAAAAGUAAUUUAUUUCACGGUUGUUCAAAUUCAAUUAUGCACAGGUUUCUGAAAAGCAGGGAGAAAUGCUAUUUCUUAACUUUAUUUUUUUUUGCUUUAA